Lodderomyces theae is the source of this 2985-nucleotide messenger RNA. RefSeq lists its product as uncharacterized. The transcript has a single exon. The record is from RefSeq and is a predicted model, not a curated record. Gene Ontology annotation, molecular function: DNA binding; histone binding. Bases 1 to 2985 code for a protein of 994 amino acids. Gene Ontology annotation, biological process: positive regulation of DNA-templated transcription. Gene Ontology annotation, cellular component: SWI/SNF complex. NCBI's taxonomy places the organism in Eukaryota, Fungi, Ascomycota, Pichiomycetes, Serinales, Debaryomycetaceae.
AUGAGCUCAGUACCAAAUGACGAAAAGAUAAGACAAGCGGACGAAAUAAAUGACGGAGAGCAAGGCUCAGAGUCAAACUCAGUUCCUGCUCAAGCAAUCUCAGAAGAUGACGAAUACACGGAACAAGGUCAGGUGGGGGAGCAACAACCCCUAACAACUGAGCGUUUAGAUCAAAAGCAAGUGCAGGAGAUGCAAAAAUUGCGAUCGAAUAGCACCCAGGAUGCACCACCCGAUUUAGAACUGGAGUCUCUAACGCAUUUAAAUGCAGAAGACGUCAGUAGCAGAGGAAAGCAUGAUCAUAAUUUGGGGAACUCAGUAGAUGGUGCUGUCAUUGAAGAGCAUGACGAUAAUAAAAAUGGUAACAGUACUAAUGACGAACAGUUUCAAGAGACUGAAAAUUUUGAGAAUCCAGAAAUCAAAAAGGAAGAGGAGGAAGUAAGGCAAGAUGAAAGGGAAAAUCCCAAUAUCUCUCAACUUGAAAAACAGGAUAACGAGGAGAAUUUGAGCCACUCGAAAGAUCAACAGCUAGAAGCGGAUGUUGUUGUAGACACUGAACUACCUUCGAUACCAGUCAACCAAGCACCGAAAGACGAGCCAUUUGAAGACAAAGAGCACUACAUAGAAGCAGUCUCGAAGGAAAGUGAGCAAGGUAAUCAAAAUGACGACAAGAUAGAGGGACAGCAAGAAAUUGUGGAGACUGAGCAAGACACAGAGGCAAAAAAUUCUGAAGAUAAAGACGCAUCCAACGAAAAGGAAGAUGAUGAUGGUAUGGAAUCUGAACAAGUGCACGCGGAGCCAACGAAAGACCCACUCGCGAGUAGUUUGGACACCGGGCAUGACCAGAUUCACAGCCAACAAAUCGGAAGUGACCAACAAUUUGAAAGUGACGCGAUGGAAGUGGACCACCAGAAUGAAUUUGCUACAGCUGAGGGCGUAAAAGAAUAUGACGAGGAGGAGUUGAAUCAGGAGUUAGGCGAAGCUGAAAAUUUGAAAUACACUCAAGCUGACGAUCCAGCAUUUGAUGCCGAUUUCAAUGCCGAUGCUGGCACGAAUUCUAACGACAACUUUGACAGCUCGUAUCUUGUUGGAGACGCCAAUGAUGUACCAGAUGAUGAGGAUUCAGAAAUGAAAGAUGAGCUGACAGGCGAAGCCGAGAAGCAAGAACCAAGUCAGUCUCUCCAAGACAACCAGGACAGCAUCGGUGGAGCGGCACCAGUUCACACUCAAACUACCCCAUCAAGUAAUUUACCCUUUGUUGGUGAGAACUUAGCGGAGCGCAUUGAGGACUCGGUGAAAUCUAGAACCACAUCAGUGGUGGGCGAUGAGGACGAACAGGAGCAGCUCGUGCAAGAAGAACUUGAUGAUGCCGAGAAAACUGCACCGAAGUUUAAGCAAACUCAUUUGAUCGUCAUUCCUUCAUAUGCAAGCUGGUUCAACAUGAAGAAAAUACACAGAAUAGAAAAGGAGUCUUUGCCUGAGUUUUUUGACUCUUCUCAUCCUUCCAAAUCACCGAAACUUUACGCUAACUACAGAAAUUUCAUGAUAAAUUCAUACAGACUAAACCCAAAUGAGUUUUUAACGUUGACUUCUUGUCGCCGAAAUCUAGUCGGAGAUGUGGGGACCUUGAUGAGGGUACAUCGAUUUUUAAACAAAUGGGGGUUGAUUAACUAUCAGGUCAAGCCACAAUUCAAGCCGGGAUACGCUAUCGAAAAAUUACCAAACGGACUGCUGGUCGAUUUGCCUUACACAGGAGACUUCCAUGUGAAGUUUGACACGCCAAGGGGUCUCUUUCCAUUUGACACUUCCAGAAUUCCACCGGAAAGAGUAGACAUCGACAAAUUGAAAAGCCUCAUGCAGACUGAUAUACUGACGCAUCCUAAAAUAGAAAAGAAUGGAGGUAGCAGAAAACAUUCAUUGAGUGCCGAGAAUGAGCACAAAGUCGAUGAGCCUGUAUCAAAGAGACAAAAAAGCGACGGGUGGAGUCCGGAGGAUGUUAGUAAAUUGGUGAAUGCGGUCAAUAAGUACAAGAAUGAUUGGUAUCAAAUCGCCUCUGUUGUUGGAAACGCAAAAACCCCACAGCAGUGUGUUCUCAAGUUUUUGAAGUUACCUUUAGAGGACAAAUUCAAUCCCAUUAAGGAUGAUGAGACAAGUGAUAUCCAACUUUUGAAAUUUGCCUCGAGUUAUCCAGUGAACUCUAUAGACAACCCAGUGUUGGCUAACCUAGUGUUUAUGACAAGAUUAGUUGAUAGCGAUGUUGCCAAAGCUGCUAGCGAAGCUGCUAUUAAAGCAAUGGAUGCCACAAUUCGAAAGAAAAUAACCGAUCUGUAUGGAGAAAAGAGUGACCGAGUUGACGAAGACAAGAGAGACACAAACUCUGCUGGAAAAGAUCCCGGACUCAAACAUGAGAUAAACACGGAUGAUGCAGAACAGUCGAUACAAAACGGACACGGUCGAGAAGAUACCGCCGAAAGCGAAGCAACUGCUACUACCUUUGGUAUUGUGGGUGCCCGAAGUCAUCUUUUUGCCAAUUACGAGGAACGGGAAAUGCACAAGAUAAGUGCCAGUAUUGUUAAUCAAGAGUUGUCAAAAGUUGAAACAAAAUUGGCAAAGAUUGAAGAGUUGGAGAAGAUCUAUGAACGUGAGAGACAGAAUUUGGCAAGGCAGCAGGAGGAAAAUUUCGUUGAUCGAUUAGCUUUGACUAAAUCCACCCUUGACGUUAUCAAAAAGCUUGAGGAUGCAGCUCUGUACUUGGAGGCAAAGGAUUCAAGUGAAGAGAACAAAUUCGAUCAGGACAAGUUCAAAAGUCUCGUUUCCGAAGCGAGAAGCUUGAUUUAUAAGCCGACAAAGCAGCUGGUAGAGGAAGUCAACACGCUGAGUGACGAGAAACCCGAUUUCAAGAAGAAUGAGUCAGAGGAAUAUGGAGGCGAAGAUUACAAACCAUUGUCGUUGACCUCCCCUCAGAAUUUCACCGUAUGGGCGCCGUGA